UUCUUAAAAUUUUUAUAUGAAAAAGUUGCAAAGACAAAAAAGACUGUCGUCAAUGUUAACAGAUAGUGUGUUUAUGUCAAAUUAAAAUCACAAGACUCAGGGAAAUUGGGCUUUUCCAUACAGGGCUUUUCAGGGAAAUUGGGCUUUUCCAUCAAGAUGAAGAUAGUGUGUUCUUAUCUAUACAGGGCUUUUCCAUGGGUUCUGUUCUAUAAUUUUCCAAACCAACUUUUUCUUAUAGUCUGCAGUAGGAAGCACACAUGACAUGAAGACUAAUCUUAGGAGCUUGACUUUGUUAAUGUCUUCAAUUUACCUAGGGAAAUUGGACACUUGAGACUUGGCAUCCCUUGUAUUCUUAUGGAAUCCUUUGGCAAUAAUCACCUGUGUUGGCUCAUCAACAUCACCAAUUGACAAUUUGAUGGUCGUAUUGGCCAUCUAUGGAGCUUGUUCACGAAACUAGUAUGAACAUGCGAUGGUGGCCAAAAAUGUGGUCACAAGAAAGUCAUAGGAGUUGUUAAUAAACAAGGAAGACUAAAGGUAUAGUUCCCUUGGCAGCCUUUGGAUGGGUUAUGGCGACACACUUGUCACUUUAUCCUGCAAUCCUGAUUGUACCGGAUAUCUCCCUUCAGACAUCUCAUUGGCUUCUUUUACGUGUGAGAUAUGACAAACCAUGGCAUGAGUGCCUUGAUCUGCAAUCAUUUAUGGACUUGGUACUACAUUCAAGUAACGGAAACACACUAAAAACAGUACUUAUGCUUGCCGAUCAAAUGAUCAAUCGAGUUGAAUAUAUGCAUGCGAAGGGCUUCCUUCACAUAAAGAUGGUUCAAUUUUCUACAAAGAACCUUUUGCUUGACUAAUUUAAGGAAAAGUACAAUCUCUUGGUGCUAAGAUAUUAGUUUGGAUUGUGAAAAUUUUCAAUGUAGGGUGUGGAUAUAUGUGCGAGAUAUUAGUUAUGAAAUGUGAAUAUUGAAUUUAUGGAAGUUUCUUUAAAUGUUUGUGAAAUUUGGAUUGUAAAAUUUUUGAAUGUAGUGUAUGGAUGUAUGCGAGAUACUAGAUA
Asparagus officinalis (garden asparagus) is the source of this 1054-nucleotide messenger RNA. RefSeq names its product casein kinase I homolog hhp2-like. The transcript has 7 exons. Lineage: Eukaryota; Viridiplantae; Streptophyta; Magnoliopsida; Asparagales; Asparagaceae. Gene Ontology annotation, biological process: attachment of GPI anchor to protein; protein localization to cell surface. Gene Ontology annotation, cellular component: membrane; GPI-anchor transamidase complex. The record is from RefSeq and is a predicted model, not a curated record. Bases 567 to 854 code for a protein of 95 amino acids.